AGCUGGCAUUUUAGGCUGCUUCUAUGAAUCUUAUGUAGCUUGCAAAGAGCACAGAAAGCCCCGCAGCCAUGAUCAUUCCAGUUCGCUGCUAUUCCUGUGGCAAGCUGAUUGGAAACAGGUGGGAGAAGUAUCUGCAAAUGCUUCAGCUGAAAGCAGAGGAGCAGGAGAAGGAAGACAGGGAACACCCAGAGAACAAAUCAAAGCCAAAGCCCGCCGCGGAGAAGGAGGUUUUGGAUGAGCUUGGCUUUAACAGGUACUGCUGUCGCAGAAUGAUGCUGACACAUGUGGACUUGAUUGAAAAGGUCAUGAACUACAAUAUUUACGAGAAGCGUGGGUACCAGGCCAUGAUGGAGGAUGAUGAUAGAAUGGAGGACUGAGCGCUCAAGCGCGCGAGCGUGCGCCUGGUGACGUCCGAUAGCAGCUCGGACCUCCGAAAAUGUGGAGCAUGCCGUUCCUCGCCCGUCGCCGAAAAAGCGCCGCACAAACGCCCUGCAAUCUGCUGAGACAGACAUCUUCAGCAGUGCAUUCAUGAGCCUUUUUUCCGACUCCGUGCUGCCUUCAGCUGCCA
Messenger RNA from Effrenium voratum, 568 nucleotides. The record is from the annotation of a GenBank genome assembly. Lineage: Eukaryota; Dinophyceae; Suessiales; Symbiodiniaceae.